Chara braunii is the source of this 2729-nucleotide messenger RNA. The record is from the annotation of a GenBank genome assembly. NCBI's taxonomy places the organism in Eukaryota, Viridiplantae, Streptophyta, Charophyceae, Charales, Characeae.
GGACUUACCUGUUGGACCCAAAUGUAUAGACUCUGACACAACCAUUAAUUAUUUAUUUAUUUAUUUUAAAUUGGUCUGUGCACUACGCUGCGGUGGGCAUCAACAGUGACCUAGUGCAGAUUGUGUACAGUUCUGUAGCUUAUGAGCGACAGGGAGGACACUGGAGAGGAUGAUAGGAUCCUGCGAUCAGCAAGGCGCCCGAUAGCCCACUUGGCAUUAGGACCAGAGGGUGAGAGACAGCAGCAGCAGCGGAGGGCUAGGGCCGCAGAGGCAAGCAGGGCGUUCGCAAGCGAAGCCGCUACUUCAGCAGCCAUGGCCACUGCUGCGCAACAGAGCUCCCAGGCCAGUAGUUCAGGAAUUGUAGGGGCGACCACCGCGCAGACCUUGAGUCAGUCCACUGGAGUUAUGGCAAGCCAGCCGUUAGUGUUGAACCUCGAGGAGGUCGCCAUACAGCGAACAGCCGCUCGCAAGGCACAACUACAGCAGCGAUUUCAGACCACUUCAGAAUCUUUCAUUCUGAAAUUUAAGGUGGUCGUUAACCGCAAGUAUGAUCUAUUCGAAGAGCCGAAAGGGGUUGUAGAGAGGGAGGUCGUCCAUGCAAUAGAGAUAAUCCCGAGGUCUAGCAUUCUGAAGGGUAGGAUCUAUCGGAUGUCUCUAGGUGAGCUCGACGAGCUUCGCGGACAACUGAAGGAUCUCAUAGAGAAGGGUUGGAUCCGGCCUAGUGUCUCCCCUUACGGAUUUCCAAUUUUAUUCAUAUCGAAAAAGGGAGGGACCUUGAGGAUGUGCAUUGACUAUAGGGGCCUCAAUGCUAUCACUGUAAAGAACGCAGAGCCCCUACCUCACACCGAUGACUUGUUGGACCAAGUGCAAGGGUGCCGGUACUUUUGUAAGAUAGAUCUGAAGUCUGGGUACCAUCAGAUUGCAAUCCGGCUCGAGGAUCAAUACAAAACCGCUUUUCAGACCAGGUACGGUCUGUACGAGUUUGUGAUGACGCCUUUUGGCCUUUGCAAUGCUCCUGGCACCUUUCAGCACACCAUGAACCGGAUUUUUCAUGAGUACUUGGACAAGUUUGUCAUCAUGUACCUCGAUGACAUACUUAUCUUUAGUAGGACUGUCGAGGAGCACGUUGGCCACUUAGACAAAGUACUUAUAUCUAGGCAGCACCAGUUUAAGAUUAACUGGGAGAAUUGUGAGUUUGGCUGCACCUGGAUCUUAUAUCUAGGUCAUGAGGUUUCUGCGGAGGGGUUGAAGCCCGAUGACACGAAGAUGGCCAGCAUUCGUGACUGGCCGCGUCCUCAGUUUGUAACUGAGAUGAGAUGCUUCUUAGGCAGGACCGGUUACUACCGCAAUUUUGUGAAGAAUUACAGCAUAGUGGCCACACCUUCGACGGAUCUGACACGCCUUGACACCCCAUGGGAGUGGACAGACAGGUUUAGCAAGUAUGCUAGGUUAGUCGCAGUGCCUGCAACAGCCAAGACCAAGUACGUGAUUAAGCUGUUCAAAGAGAACUGGGUCAGGGACUUCGGUUUGCCAAAGUCCAUCAUUAGUGACCGGGAUGUGCGAUUCACCAGUGAACUGUGGAAGGCAGCAGCUGCAGAACAGGGGACACAGCUGCAGAUGACCUUCGGGAACCACCCAGAGGCAAAUGGGCAAGCAGAGCAGCUGAACCGCGUUGUACAACACCUGCUGACGCAUUACAUCGAGCCCAAUCAGGUCCACUGGGAUGAGAAACUUGGUCUCAUCGCCAGCCUGUACAACAAUGCUGCGCACAGCGCAACUGGGGUGAUCCCCAACAGUCUGUUAGCGACUUUCAAGCCUAGAUUGCGCUUAGAUUUCCUGCUACCUGAAAACCAGCCGUCUGCUGCACCAGGCACCUCAGAGUUUGCAUAUCGAUAUGAGUGUCUGAUGCAGCAAGCUGUAGAACAGAUGCACAAGGAGGAGGCGGCGAUGAUAGAGUCUGAGAACAAGCACCGCUGCCCAUCCACAUUUCAGGUAGGGGACAGAGUCUGGGUCAAGUCCUCAGAACUGGGACAAGAGCAUGGGAUAUCCCGCAAGCUCAUGCCACAGUACUUUGGACCCUGGGAGGUUCUAGAUAUCGUCGGGGAUGAUACGGAUGGGCCGUGGUAUGUAAUUUGGAUCCCUGGUCACCUUCGCACUUACCCUGUCUUUCACGCUUCCAAGCUCGCACCUUUCGGAGAAACUGAUCAGUUUCCCUCUCGUCACUCAAUGCUGCCGCCAACCAUGGAUGGAGAGGUCGACAUCGCUGACAUUGUGGGCCGCAGAGAGAUGCCAGUUCCAAGACCGACAGGCAGGGGACGUCCUCCAAAACCGAAGCUGCAGUAUCGCGCUUGGUUCAGACAUCACACUGAUCUCAAGGAGGAUAGAUGGUUUACAAGGGAGGAACUGCUGCAGACCGCACCACGGGUUGUUGCCCACUACGAGAAGUUGCUGCAGAAAGGAAAGCGCCAGACUGAAUGAACUUCUCAGAGGUCGACAUGGACGACAUUGUGGACCGCAGAGAGAUGCCAGUUCCAAGACCGACAGGCAGGAGACGUCCUCCAAAACCGAAGCUGCAGUAUCGCGUUCGGUUCAGACAUCACACUGAUCCGAAGGAGGAUAGAUGGUUUACGAGGGAGGAACUGCUGCAGACCGCACCACAGGUUGUUGCCCACUACGAGAAGUUGCUGCAGAAAGGAAAGCGCCAGAUUGAAUGAACUUCUCAGAGGACU